Haliotis rubra (blacklip abalone) is the source of this 804-nucleotide messenger RNA. Its product is annotated as sodium- and chloride-dependent creatine transporter 1-like. The transcript has 5 exons. Lineage: Eukaryota; Metazoa; Mollusca; Gastropoda; Lepetellida; Haliotidae. Gene Ontology annotation, cellular component: membrane. The record is from RefSeq and is a predicted model, not a curated record. The annotation marks the transcript as partial. Gene Ontology annotation, biological process: sodium ion transmembrane transport.
AUGGCGAGCAAGGAGGACAGUGAUGCAGGAGUUCCAAUGACAGAGUUACAUUGUAAAGGAGGAGACAGACGUGAGCCCACACCACAGAGAGAAUCAUGGAGCAGACAUCUGGACUACAUGCUGACAAUGGUUGGCUACUGUGUUGCAUUAGGGAAUAUACUGAGGUUCCCCUACAUCUGUAACAGGAACGGUGGAGGAGCAUUCCUCAUACCCUUCGUCUUAAUCCUGGUCACCACCGGGUUCCCAUCAUUCUUUGUGGAGGCGACCAUCUCUCAGUAUUCGGGAAAGGCUGCCAAACAAGUCUGGAGCUUCUGUCCCAUGUUUAAAGGAGUUGGUGUUGGCGCUGUUGUUGUUGCAUUUGCAUACAUGCCCUAUUACAACCUGUAUCUGGCCUGGCCCAUCUACUACAUGGUGAAGUCCUGCUCAAGCGUCCUGCCCUGGACAACUUGUGGCAACAGCUGGAACACUGACCUGUGUAUUGACUACGUGAAUACAACGUACAGCAGUAACAAGACAGCCCAUGCAAGGAAUACGUCAUAUACCAUCACCAAAUCUGAAAAGUGGGAAAAUGUGACUCUAGCUCACACACCUGCGGAGGAGUUUUGGCACUACAAUGUCCUUGGUGUCUCAACAGGCUUGGAGGAUGUGGGGUCUCUGCAGUGGCACACAGCUGUGUACGUGAUCGCGCUGCUGCCGUACGUCCUCCUCAUCUCCAUCUGCAUCACAACGCUGCUGCAACCAGGUGCUCUAAAUGGCGUGCAUUACUUUUUCAUACCUGACUUCAACAAACUACUUGAUAUACAG